AUGAGUACUCGAUGUGACCUUCGAAUAUUUCACACCGUGUUGUACCUUCUCGUGUUCUUAUUCAUCGUCACUACCUGGAUUUUUUUGCUAUCUCGAAUCUCUUACACUUUCUCCUCGACACCAUCGCUCUCUCUUACACACACAUUUCCCCUCUUAUAACAUCACUCUACCACAUCUCAUCACACAUUGGGAAUGCGAGGUGGCAUCUUUCAGAGCCACUCAUAUGCAGUGCUAACCUACUUUCCCUUUCUCAGAUUUUGUUUGUCUUGGGCUUCUCCUUCACUUACGGCACAGUCAACACAUCACCGGGUUCUAUUUUUUGUGUCAUAAUUACAUGCAAAAUUCACAAUGUCGCUCGCGAGCCGCCUUC
This is a messenger RNA of Laccaria bicolor S238N-H82, 370 nucleotides long. RefSeq lists its product as uncharacterized. The coding region runs from base 1 to 159 and encodes 52 amino acids. NCBI's taxonomy places the organism in Eukaryota, Fungi, Basidiomycota, Agaricomycetes, Agaricales, Hydnangiaceae. The record is from RefSeq and is a predicted model, not a curated record. The transcript has a single exon.